AGAUAAAACAACAUUCAUAUAUAAAUUGAUCAACUUGUGUCACCUAUCCUGAUUCGAUCAUCGAAAAUCAAACAUCAAAAAUGAUUACUGAAUUUUUAUCCGAUACUUUUAUGAUUAAAGCAACAACAAUGGAUCAUUUGUUUCAGAAUGUUUUACUAAUUCUAUUACGUAUUGUUGUUACAAUUUAUACUUAUCUAACAAUACCGAUUUAUUAUUUUUUACAAAAACCAAAUGAUAUAUUGAAAAAAUCAAAAAAAAUUCGUGCAAAACAAUUAAAUCCAAAUGAUCCAAAAUCAAUAUGGUUUAGUGUAUUAGAUCGAAAAGAUUAUUGUGGUAGUGUUAUUGAUAUUGUUGAAACAAUUGAUGAAAUGUGUAAUAAAAUUGGUGAAUAUUUAUCAUUAAAAGAUCGUGCUGUUGGUUAUCGUCGUGUAAUACGUGAAUAUAUUGUUUAUGGUACGGAUGGUGUAACACCAUUAAAAUCGGAUGGAAAAAUUAUUAAAAAACGUGAAUUAUCUGAUUAUGAUUGGUUAACAUAUGAACAAUUAUUUGAACGUAAAAAUAUGAUUGCAAAAGGAUUAUUACGUGCCGGUAUUAAACAUAAUGAACCAAUAGCAAUUCUAUGUGAAACAUGUGCCGAAUAUUUAAUGAUGGAAUUUGCAAUAGCACGUGCCGGUUUUGUACAAGUAAAUGUUUUUGCAACACUUGGUGAAUCAGGUAUUGCACAUGCAAUUAAAGAAACAAAUUCCAAAUAUAUUUUUACAUCAUGGGAUUUAAUACCGAAAAUUCGUUCAGUUAUACAAACAUAUAAUUUGAAUGUAAAAAAAAUUAUCUAUAUUGAACGUCGUGCUGAAAAUGUUUCAAUGGAAAUUAUUGAAAAAGAACAACAUUUUAUUCAACCAAUUAAUCAGGCACAAUUUGUAUCAUUGAAUGAAAUUGAAUCGGAUGGUCGCCAAUCAUCGAAUGAUGAUGAUAAUGAUAAUGAUGAAAUGAUUUGUAAACCAUUAGAUAAAAAUCAAGUUGCUUUUAUCGUUUUUACAUCAGGCAGUACUGGUAUACCAAAAGGUGUACAAUUAACAUCAAAUCAAAUGAUACAAGUUUGUCAUCAAAUGUUACCAUCAUUAUCGGAAUAUAUUUGUAAUGGACAAAAAAAUAUUUAUGUUGCAUAUUUACCACAAGCACAUAUUUUUGAAUCAACAUGUGAAUUUUUAAUAUUUGCACUUGGCAUACCAAUCGGGUUUGCCAGUCCAUUUACAUUAACCGAAUCAUCACCCGGUCUUGCUACAAAUACUAAAUCUGAUUUAGUUUUACUUCGUCCAACAUUUAUGAUAUCCGUACCAUUAGUAUUACAACGAAUACAGAAACAAAUUUAUAAUAAAUUAGAAUCACGUUCAUCAUUUCAUGUUCAAUUAUUUAAUUAUUUAAUGAAAUAUAAAAUUGAUUGGACAGAAAAAGGUUAUAAAACUCCACUAAUAAAUAAAAUAUUUUGUAAAAAAAUUCGUGAACAAUUUGGUGGACGUUUGGAUAAGAUAAUUGUUGGUGGUGCACCAUUAUCAACAAAUUUACAAUCAUUGAUUAAAGCAGCAUUAGAUACAAAAUUAGUUCAAGGUUAUGGUAUGACUGAAACAUGUGGUGCAUGUUUUGCUAUGGACAAUGAUGAUCUUUCAUAUGGUCGAAGUGGUCCACCAAUGUUGAAUGUUUAUGCUAAACUUGAUGAUUGGAAUGAUGGCGGUUAUCGUACUAGUGAUCUACCUCAUCCACGUGGUGAACUUUUAGUUGGCAGUAAAGCUAAUUGUCUUGGUUAUCUUAAUAAUCCUGAAGCAACUAAUGAAUUAAUUGUUAAGGAUAAAAAAUUAGGAAUCAAUUGGAUACGUAGUGGUGAUAUAGCUGAAGUUUUUCCUGAUGGUACAUUCAAAAUUGUUGAUCGUAAAAAAGAUCUGGUCAAAAUGGCUAAUGGUGAAUAUGUAUCAUUGGGUAAAAUUGAAACAACAUUAAAAAAUUGUGGCUACAUUGAUCAUAUAUGUGUAUUUGGUAAUGCAUUAGCUAAUUAUCUUGUUGCAUUAGUUGUACCGAAUGCAGAAAAAAUGGGUCAUUUAGCUAAAAUACAUCGUAUUCCAAAUGAAGCUCUACGAUCAAUGAAUCAUCGUUUAUCUGAUAUUCUAUUGAAAUCUGUUCGUGAAACUGGUAUUGAAAAUGGAUUGAAAAAAAUGGAAAUACCAACAAAAAUUCAAAUAGUAUCGGAUGAAUGGACAUCCGAUAAUGAAAUGCUUACAGCAGCUAUGAAACUUAAACGUUGUUCAAUUAAAUCAAGAUAUUUUUCAGUCAUUAAUGAUUUAUUCGAUGAUUCAUAUGGUAAUUCCACCGAAAUAUAAAUCCUCACACAACAAAAUGGAUAUUAUUCCUAAUAUAAAAUUUAUUCCACUGCAAU
Dermatophagoides pteronyssinus (European house dust mite) is the source of this 2425-nucleotide messenger RNA. Its product is annotated as long-chain-fatty-acid--CoA ligase 4-like. Gene Ontology annotation, biological process: long-chain fatty acid metabolic process; long-chain fatty-acyl-CoA metabolic process; neuron differentiation. Gene Ontology annotation, molecular function: long-chain fatty acid-CoA ligase activity. Gene Ontology annotation, cellular component: lipid droplet; endoplasmic reticulum; plasma membrane. The record is from RefSeq and is a predicted model, not a curated record. NCBI's taxonomy places the organism in Eukaryota, Metazoa, Arthropoda, Arachnida, Sarcoptiformes, Pyroglyphidae.